Molecule: messenger RNA, 4395 nt
Organism: Pangasianodon hypophthalmus (striped catfish)
Lineage: Eukaryota; Metazoa; Chordata; Actinopteri; Siluriformes; Pangasiidae
Product: vascular cell adhesion protein 1
Exons: 11
Coding region: 99-2969 (956 amino acids)
Biological process (GO): cell-cell adhesion
Cellular component (GO): membrane
Molecular function (GO): integrin binding
Source: RefSeq, a predicted model, not a curated record
UCACAGUGAGAUGUCUCUGUAGUACUUUGUAGAUCUGCACAGACUCAUGAUUUAAUACUUAAACAUUGUUCCUGUUAGUGGAUUGAAAGAGUUUCAACAUGGUUUCAGCUCUCUGUGUUACUCUGACCGUUCUCCUGCAAUGCAUCCUCUGCUACACACCAGUUUCCUCUUUUGAAGUGGAGCUGAGUCCAAAGAAGCCACUGUUUCGAGUAGGAGACAGACAGGAGCUCACGUGUCGAAUGAUUAAGUGCUCUGAAAAAAUGACUUUCUCCUGGAGCAAUCUGGAGGACAAACCCAUGUAUGCUGAAACCCAGAGAUCCUCAACUGGAUCGACUCUGGUCUUCAAGAGUGUUAGUAAAAAUAUUGAAAAUAAAAUCCAGUGCAAGGCAACCUGCCUGGGCAUGAUCAAGCAGGCCGCGGUGACAGUCCGAGUGUACUCUUUUCCAAAAGUUCCAGUCAUCUCUGGACAUGACAGCUUGGUGUUAGGGAAGGAGAACAGCCUGACCUGUGAGGUUUCAGAUGUUUAUCCAGCAGAACAUAUGACAGUGGAAUGGCUGAGGGGAGGAAAAGUGGUCCACACACAGGAAGGAGAAUAUGGCAUUGAAUCCAUUCAGUCCUACUACACUUUUACACCACAAACCAACGACGAUGGAGAGUCAAUAACGUGUCGAGCCACACUCAGUCUUGAUGGCUUGCCACCAGAGGAGAGAACCAGAGAGAUCACCGUGUCCAUGGCUGUCCUUUGUCCUCCUAUGAACACAGUGAUCUCUGUGUCCCCUAAUAAUCCAAAAGAAAAUGAGUUUAUGAACAUCUCCUGUGUGAGUGACAGCAAUCACGCGAGUCGUCUGGUGCUGAGCAAAAUGCUGGAUGGAAAGGAGACAGAGCUAGUGUCUGGUGAUGGGCCUCGAGUCUCUGUUUCUUACGACAAAGCCAACCUCAAUCACUCAGGUGUCUAUGUGUGCAGAACAACAAAUGCCUGUGGGAGACAGACAGACAAUGUCACCUUUACUGUUGGAAUUUCCUCUUUCGAAGUGGAGCUGAGUCCAAAGAAGCCACUGUUUCGAGUGGGAGACAGACAGGAGCUCACGUGUCGAAUGAUUAAGUGCUCUGAGAAAAUGACUUUCUCCUGGAGCAGUCUGGAGGACAAACCCAUGUAUGCUGAACCCCAGACAACCUCGACUGGAUCGACUCUGGUCUUCAAGAGUGUUAGUAAAAAGAAUGAAGAUAUGAUCCAGUGCAAGGCAACCUGUCAGGGCACAAGCAAGCAGGCCGCGGUGACAGUCCGAGUGUACUCUUUUCCAAAAGUUCCAGUCAUCUCUGGACAUGACAGCUUGGUGUUAGGGAAGGAGAACAGCCUGACCUGUGAGGUUUCAGAUGUUUAUCCAGCAGAAAAUAUGACAGUGGAAUGGCUGAGGGGAGGAAAAGUGGUCCACACACAGGAAGGAGAAUAUGGCAUUGAAUCCAUUCAGUCCUACUACACUUUUACACCACAAACCAACGACGAUGGAGAGUCAAUAACGUGUCGAGCCACACUCAGUCUUGAUGGCUUGCCACCAGAGGAGAGAACCAGAGAGAUCACCGUGUCCAUGGCUGUCCUUUGUCCUCCUAUGAACACAGUGAUCUCUGUGUCCCCUAAUAAUCCAAAAGAAAAUGAGUUUAUGAACAUCUCCUGUGUGAGUGACAGCAAUCUCGCAAGUCGUCUGGUCCUGAGCAAAAUGCUGGAUGGAAAGGAGACAGAGCUAGUGUCUGGUGAUGGGCCUCGAGUCUCUGUUUCUUACGACAAAGCCAACCUCAAUCACUCAGGUGUCUAUGUGUGCAGAACAACAAAUGCCUGUGGGAGACAGACAGACAAUGUCACCUUUACUGUUGGAAUUUCCUCUUUCAAAGUGGAGCUGAGUCCAAAGAAGCCACUGUUUCGAGUGGGAGACAGACAGGAGCUCACGUGUCGAACGAGUAAGUGCUCUGAUAAAAUGACUUUCUCUUGGAGCAGUCUGGAGGACAAACCCCUGUAUGCUGAACCCCAGACAUCCUCGACUGAAUCGACUCUGGUCUUCAAGAGUGUUAGUGAAAAUACUGAAAAUAAAAUCCAGUGCAAGGCAACCUGCCUGGGCAUGCUCAAGCAGGCCGCGGUGACAGUCCGAGUGUACUCUUUUCCAAAAGUUCCAGUCAUCUCUGGACAUGACAGCUUGGUGUUAGGGAAGGAGAACAGCCUGACCUGUGAGGUUUCAGAUGUUUAUCCAGCAGAACAUAUGACAGUGGAAUGGCUGAGGGGAGGAAAAGUGGUCCGCACACAGGAAGGAGAAUAUGGCAUUGAAUCCAUUCAGUCCUACUACACUUUUACACCACAAACCAAUGACGAUGGAGAGUCAAUAACAUGUCGAGCCACACUCAGUCUUGAUGGCUUGCCACCAGAGGAGAGAACCAGAGAGAUCACCGUGUCCAUGGCUGUCCUUUCUUUUCCAAAAGUUCCAGUCAUCUCUGGACAUGACAGCUUGGUGUUAGGGAAGGAAAACAGCCUGACCUGUGAGGUUUCAGAUGUUUAUCCAGCAGAACAUAUGACAGUGGAAUGGCUGAGGGGAGGAAAAGUGGUCCACACACAGGAAGGAGAAUAUGGCAUUGAAUCCAUUCAGUCCUACUACACUUUUACACCACAAACCAACGACGAUGGAGAGUCAAUAACGUGUCGAGCCACACUCAGUCUUGAUGGCUUGCCAACAGAGGAGAGAACUAGAGAGACCACCGUGACCAUUGCUGUCCUUUCACCCCCAAGGAACACCACCAUGAAAAACACAAAAGAUGAUGGAAAUGUGUAUACAGCCCUGUUACGAAGACUCAAUUCCAUUGACGUUAUAAUUCCAGUCAUUGGUAUGGGAGUUCUGGCUUCAGUAGCCAGCUCACUGAACUGUGUAAGGAAAGCAGCAAGGAAGGGCUUGUCUUGUCUGAACAAGGGCACACCAGAAACUGUGUAAACUGCAUGGACAUAAACAGAAUUUACAUAAACUGAAUCAUUCAGUCUCCUACACUGUAUCAUACACCACUGAACUGACACAGAGUCUACUGAACCUAAACAGAAUCUAUUAAACUGAAAUAGAGUCCAUUCAACUAGAUCAGUUGCUCCAGUAAACUGAAUAGAACUGAAUCUCACAUUGCUGAAAUGAAUCACACUCCAGUAAACAGAUUCUGCUUAACUGAAACAGAGUUUGCUGAGCUGAAUUAGACCCUGGUGAACUGAAUCACACUCUGCUGAUCUGAAUCACACGCCACUAAAUAGAUUCUGUUAAACUGAAAGGUAUGGUCUGCAAAGGGCUUACGUAGCAUGUCUGAGAUCUCACUGUUGAAAGGUAUCGAUCAGGAGAGGGAUACAAAAGAAUUUCCAAAACAUUAGAUGUACCAUGGAACACCAUGAAGACCAUCAUCAACAAGUGGAGAAAAUGGGGCACCACAGUGACAUUACCAAGAACAGGACGUCCCUCCAAAGUAGACAAAAUUAAAAGAUGAGAACUUAUUAGGGAAGCUGCCAAGAGACCUAUGGCAACAUUAAAGUAGCUGCAGGAAUGUCUGGCAAGUACUGUUCACUCCCUGCAUGUGUCAGCAAUCUCUUGUAUUCUUCGCAUGUCUGUAGUAUGGGGUAGGGUGGCUAGACGAAAGUCCUUUCUCAUAAAAAAACAUCCAAGCCCACCUAAAUCACCCCACACCAUGUGGCAAAAUGUGUUAUUGUCAGCUGGGACCAAGGUACAACCUUUUGGCAUAAUUCAUAAAGACAUGCAAAAACAAGGCAGCUCAUCACCCAAAGAACACCAUAUCAAAAGUGAAGCAUGGUGGUGGCAGCAUCAUGCAUCAUCGGGCUGCUUCUCUUCAGCUCGGACUGGGACUGUAGUCCAGAUAAAGGGUUAUAGGCCUCUUUUAGACAGCUGAAGAUUUCACCUUCUAGCACAAUAGCAAUCCAAAGCACAAAUCCAAGUCAACAAAGGAAUGGCUUCAGAAAAAGAAGAUCAACAUUUUGUAAUGGCUCAGUCAGAGCCCAGAUCUAAAUCUUAUGAAAACACAACCCGUGGAAUGACAUGAAAUGGACUGUACACAGGAGAUCCCUUCACAAUUUGAUAGAUCUGGAACAUUUUUGCAAGGAAAAGCACAUCUUGGAGUCUUCCAAUGUACAUAUUCUAAAUUGGAAGACUUUUACCCCGAAAGACUGAUUGCUGUAUUAAUAGAAAAUGUUCUUUAACAAAGUAUUAGUUAAGGCAUGUACACACUUAUGCAACCAGGUUAUUGAAUGCUUUUUCCUUUUACAUUAUUCCACUACACUUUUCCUUCCUUUUACACUAAGACAUUUCUAUUUUUUUUACUUGAAUUUUGUUGUUUGGUAUAUUACAAUAAAGGUGGAAGAUGAUGACAUGA